Messenger RNA from Anopheles coluzzii, 2119 nucleotides. RefSeq names its product acid sphingomyelinase-like phosphodiesterase 3a. The record is from RefSeq and is a predicted model, not a curated record. The coding region runs from base 83 to 2104 and encodes 673 amino acids. The transcript is spliced from 9 exons. NCBI's taxonomy places the organism in Eukaryota, Metazoa, Arthropoda, Insecta, Diptera, Culicidae.
GGAAUCUUUCCGCCGGUAUUGCUUUCCUAGUUGCAUCGAAUGCGGCCAGCGGAUUGCUCUGCUCCGUUUCCAUGUUGAUUACAUGAAACAUAAUGGAUAUCCUGGGACACUUACAAUGGACCUCAAUAGGCUAUUGAAGGUCUUCCCGGGCAUAGCGUUAACAUGGGUUUGCUUCCUGGUAGCAACGUACUGUGUUAAGCUGACCGAGGCGAGGAUAGGCUACUUCUGGCACAUAACGGAUUUACAUCUGGAUACGUACUACACUACCAAGGGCGAUAUCUUUCGCAGUUGCUGGCUUAACGAACAUCACUCGAACACGGCCAGUGCCAAGCGCCCGGGCCCGUACGGAGAUUACAUGUGCGACAGCCCAUGGAGCCUGCUGGAAUCCGCCACGCAAGCCAUGAAGUCCAAGCAAGGUGAUAACGUCGAGUUUGUCCUGUGGACUGGUGAUGGACUUUCUCAUUCUGCCAAGCGAAUGCACGAAACCAAGCGAUUGGACGUGCUGCGUAACAUUACGGAGCUGAUGAGCCGAACGUUUCCGUCACAGUUUGUGUUUCCGGUGCUCGGCCACGAGGACGGUAGUGCCAACUUCGAACAGCUCGGCGACCUCUGGCGCCACUGGUUGCCGCUCGAGGCGGUGCAAACGUUCGAAAAAGGUGGCUACUAUACGAUCGAGCAGACAAAGAGCCGGCUGAGAAUAAUAGCUUUAAACACGAACUACAUGCGACACGACGCCAAGUACUCGCAGUCGCACUCGUCCGCGGUGAAGCAGCGGCCGGACGGGUCCUACCACUACCCAGCGGGCGGCCACUACGGGGACCACCACAUGGGCAAACACUACCACAGCCGGGAGGGCAGCUCCUCCGGCUAUCUGUACAGCGACCGGCGGAACGGAUAUAGUAGCAGUAGUAACCUAGCGGACAGUGGUAUCGGUGGCCACGCCAGUGCAUUAUCGGGAUCAAGCAGCCACGAGUCGGAGAAGCAGUGGGAGUGGCUGGAGGAGGUUCUAGCAAAGUCGAGUAGAAAUAAGGAAACUGUAUAUAUCGUAGGACACAUACCACCAGGCUCGGACGAGCGCCACAUUGGCCACACGGUACCGUUCGGGCAUUCCAGCUUCACCGAGAAGAACAACGUGCGCUAUCUGCGGCUGGUGAAGCGAUACUCAUCGAUCAUCCAGGGACAGUUCUUCGGCCAUCUACAUUCGGAUUCGUUCCGAGUGGUUUACAAUGAAGUUGGAAAACCUGUCUCCUGGAUGAUGAUUGCUCCAUCGAUAAGCCCACGGAGAAGCAGCGAGUCCAACAAUCCCGCCAUGCGGCUGUACAAAUUCGACACCGAUACAGGGCAGGUCUUAGACUACACGCAGUACUAUCUAGAUUUAGAGCAAGCGAACAAGCUGGAGGAAGCCGUCUGGCAGCCUGAGUACAACCUUACCACCUACUACUACGGUCUCAGCGAGGUGUCCUCGCUGGCCCUGCACAAUCUGGCCGAUCGCUUCAACAACGCGGACGACGCGCAGUUCAUGAAGUACUACAGGGCGAACUCCGUGCGCCACGCGACCAGCACCUGCGAGGGAGUCUGCCUGCUCAACCACUACUGUGCCAUUACCAGGCUGGACUAUCGCGAGUUUCGCAGCUGCCUGGAGACGGCGGCCAAAGCGCUGGCCUCGAAAAAUGCCAGCCCCGCGGGACUGCUCGGUCCGAGCUUUGCCCGCAACCGGUUGCUCAUCGCCACCGUGCCAGCCGUGCUGCUGCUGUGUCUGUUCGCUUCCAGCACCAUCAGCUCGCUGGAAGUGGUCCGGAUUGCUUUCGCAGGCCCGUGCAUUGGUUUGCUUCGCUCGGUCGCUUUUAUUGUUUCGUGUUGGCGCUUCGCUGCAGGCUGCUGGAUGAUGGCGAUUGGUCACGUCACGCUGCUGCUGGCCUGCAUCGGGGCGAUCCGUGACGCUGCGUUCGUACCGCUAGUAAGUGCAUUCUCCUGUACUUUUCUCUGUUUGUCUCGACGGUGGCCGACAAAGGUGGGGUCCGCUGGGAUGAUGCGCCAACUGAGAGCUUCUACGGUGAAUGGGAUGAAUGAGAAAAACACGUACAUAGCGUUCAGUUUGAAGUAGAUAAUUUUUCGUACC